Molecule: messenger RNA, 959 nt
Organism: Impatiens glandulifera
Lineage: Eukaryota; Viridiplantae; Streptophyta; Magnoliopsida; Ericales; Balsaminaceae
Product: cell number regulator 8
Exons: 2
Coding region: 100-828 (242 amino acids)
Source: RefSeq, a predicted model, not a curated record
AUGACUUAGAACAACGCAUUAACGCGCCUUCUUCUUUGACAUUAUAUAUAUAUAUUCAUUCAUAGAUCUACAUUUCUCAAUUCUCAAUUCUCAAUUUCCAUGGCUAAUACAGAAGAAUCGAGUCCCCUUCUUGGAAAUCCACCUUCGCUACAGGAAGAAGAUGACAAGAAAACCUCCAUAGAAUCUCCACUCCCUGUACCGUCGCAGAAACAACUAGCUCCUCCUCCUCCGGCUGCUUCCAUCGGUUAUCCCGCCGACGGACUUCCACUAGGAUAUGACGGCGUCAUAACCGAACCGAUCCGUCGUAAUCAAUGGAAUUCCAGUCUAUUCAAUUGCCUUGGCCGAAACGACGAAUUCUGUAGCAGCGAUCUCGAAGUUUGUCUGCUUGGAGCUGUAGCACCAUGUGUACUCUAUGGAAGCAAUGUAGAGAGACUCAAUUCUACUCCAGGAACAUUCACAAAUCAUUGCAUGCCCUACUCUGUUUUAUACGUUCUCGGGACAGCAAUUUUUGGUGGAAAUCUAUUGGCUCGUUGGUUUUCUUAUCCUAGCCGAACAGCAAUUCGAAGGAAGUUCAAUCUCGAAGGGAACUUCGAAUCGGUUGUGAGUUCGUGUGGAUGCUGUGGGAGCGUUGUGGAGGAUGAUGUGCAACGCGAGCAGUGGGAAAUGGCUUGCGAUUUCGCGACUCAUGUGUUCUGUCAUGCGUGUGCUCUUUGUCAGGAAGGUCGUGAAGUUCGUCGUAGGGUUCCUCAUCCAGGUUUGAAUUUGAAACCGAUCUUGGUUAUGAUUCCUCCUUGUGAACAGUUUAUGAGUGGUCGUGAGAAGGUUUGAAUUUGGUGUUUUUUCCUGUUUUCAAAUAAUUUGCAGUUUCUUGUAUAAUAUGGAUAUUUACUCUCUAUUGUGUGUAUUAUAUUUGUACCAAAACUUAUUCACUGUUUAUGAUCAUUAAUAUUUGCUUUUUA